GCAUGUCUUCCCUGGUUCGGAUUGGAUAUUGGGGGUACUUUGGUGAAACUGGUCUAUUUUGAACCAUGCAAUUCUCAACUAAACUGCGAAGGACAAGAAAAGGUUGGCCUAGAGGCCAUGCAAGAUUUUAUAAAGUCUAAUAUACACUAUGGUGAAAAUGGAACAAGAGAUGAAGUUCUAGCCAUAAAAAAUGUGGUAUUGGGUGGAAGAGAAGGGCAUCUUCAUUUUAUUCGAUUUCCGACGGAUGUGAUAGAGAACUUUCUUUUACUAGCUAAGGAGUUGCAUGCAUCAGUAUUAAAUAACAAAGUGUGUGCAACUGGAGGGGGAGCCUUCAAGUUUGAAAAAGACUUCAGAGAGGUAGGAGAAAUAAAAAUACAGUAGGGCUCGAAAAAAAUCCUGUCUAGUAGUCCAGGACAAGGAGAUUGCCUUGCUGGGCAAGGGUCCAGCCGCAAGUUGUCCUCUGAAAAAAACAUUAACUAAGUUAAGCAAGAAGUUGCUCUGGGCCUGCAGAAUGUGAGAGCUACUUACCCAAAGGACAAGCUGGAAUUAUUUUUGAGCCCUGAUACAAUUUUUUGGAUCAUCACCAUUUCACUGUUUUUCACAUUUUCUUGAAAACCAAAGUGCAACCCUACAAAUGUACCUUAAACAUUAACCUGACUUUGAUUGAGGGGCAACUAGAUUGAUUGGCAGUGAUCAGGCAGUGAUGCAACUUUAGCUCCCAUAGAUAUAGCUGUAGCAGGGCUGCUUUGUAUUAAAGCUCCCUCACCAGACUACCCUGAGUAAUAUACCAUUAAACUCAUCACCAAUAGAUGAGCUUGGGCACUGGUGCCUAAAAAGUUGGUGGAGCCACGCGAUGCUUUAGCUUGAAAAAAGAGGUAUCCAUGGCAACCCUGUGAAUGUCCCCCGCCUCCCUCCCCGGCCACCAGGCACCAUCACACUGAACUAAUCAGUGGAAUACUAAUCACCAACCAAUACUUACAUGUACCUGGACCUGAAGUAAAUAGGGAGGAAGGGCUGGGAAAAACACAGUACAAAAAUGGCAAGUAAGCAAUAAGUUCAUAGCGAGGAGACUUUGCGAAGAACUGCAAGCCAGCAACUACGUAUUUAAGUCAUGAGGUACCCCCGUUAGGGGCAUCAGGUCACCCCCACUCCACCCCCAGCAUAGUUGGUUAACUUUGCCUAAAUUACAUUUAGCCACUUUAAACUUCCACUUGAUAAUCCCUGGACUUAUACAACUUUAUAAGGGGUUUCAGGAGGGCUUAUAAACAGGGCUUACAUGUAUAUCCAGGGGAACCAGACUAAAAAAUGCAUUUUAAAACAAACCAGGUAGAGAAAAUUGAUUUAGGGGAAUUUGGUGGGAGGGGGGGGGAGCAUAUAGCCAGAUGGAUAUUUUUGGUUCACUGGCCCACUUGUGCUCAUAAGCCCCCUGCAGCUUUGUUGGUAGAGCAUUUGGAUUUAGUAACUAGAAGUUCAUAGGUUCGAUUCCUAUUGACAGUACAUGGAUUUUUUCACUGUCACUGACUGAAAAAUCAUCUUUCUCAUGUAUUCACCAGGCUCAAAAUUCAUCAUCACUUCUCUAUUGUUUUUUUUUCCUUUUACUUAUGGCAGGUCCUAGGUGUACAGCUGGUAAAGUACGAUGAGCUGGAGUGUCUCAUUCAUGGUAUACACUUCAUUAAUUCCUGUUGUGUUCAUGAGUUUUACUACUGGAACAAUCUGCACUGUUUAGAGAAAUCCGAAAAGGUUCCUUAUGACUUUACCAAUGAUUCUUAUCCCUAUAUUGUUGUAAACAUUGGAUCUGGAGUCAGUAUUUUGUCAGUGGAAUCUGCUGAGAAGUUCUCAAGAAUAAGUGGCACAAGGUAAAAGCAAUUGUGUAAUAAUAAUAAUAAUAAUAAUAAUAAUGAUAUUGACAUGAGAAUGAUGAUGAUGAUGAUGGUGAUGAUGAUGAUGAUGAUGACGGUGAUAACAGGAGCUCACUUCACAAAGAGUGAUUUUCAAUGAGGUUCUGUAAAGCAAAAGAAAAAUAAAUAGAUAAAUGAGUAUGUAAAAGUAAUAACUAAAAAAAGUUGAGACCUAAAAAAGUUACUAAUAUAAGCUACAGGUUAAGAUAGAUUAAAAUAUUAAAAGCUGUAAAAUAUCUAAAAUACAUACGUGUAGCUUUUAAUACUCUGCUUAAAAAGAAGAAGAGACUGUGCACAACAUAUCACCCUCAAGAAAAUCGUAAAUUGAGAGAUUUUUUUGUGACAGCUAUAAAUCUAGUGCCUCCACCUUCCUACACAAAAUGGUAACUAACCCCAUCCCCUUUCAUGAUCAACCAUCUUCCCACCCUUGGGAAAGUCAUGAGAGGCUAAGAGCAUCUUCAAUUGAAAAUAUUCCAGAAUAAGUAUCAAUGGAAUACACUCUAGAAAUCACUUAUUUUGGGGUUCAUUGCCUUGCAAUAAUUAUCUAGAAAUCUCCAUAAAAAAAAUUUCCUGCUGUAUGUAGUGUUUCAAGUGGUCCAAAAAAUAAUUAUGACACAAGAGAUUUGCAACAAAACUUUUGCGUAUUCUUAUUCUGGAAUAUGACAAAUUGAAUGCACCUUGUGUAGAACAAAGUUUUCUGUCUAACGAAACAACACAGUGGACCUACACAUCCAAAGUCCUAUAUAUGUAGGAGAUGUCAGUACCCUGAGUGGCAUUGACAGGUAUUUUGGGUAGAGGUGUGCUCUGCCAAGGCAUUGAAACCCUGAUCUUGUUUAAGACAAAGGUUGCUCAUUUCACUGCCUUGUUUAAGACAACAGACCUUUCUUAAUGACCCUGAUUUAUUUCACGUUGCAUACAGAAUUAAGUAAUUUUUCAAACUAACAUCAUUGGCUUAAAAAGACACCCUGUUCUUGACGCUGUAAAUAGUGAAAUCUUAAUACACCCUGUUGUCGAUUCGAGACCCCCCAAAAAACAUACUCUGUUCGGUAGCACACACGUAUAGGCCAAAUAAUUCCCCUCCCCCCCCCCUCUACCCUAACUUCUAAUUCUAUUGGCCAUUUUUAUCAUUAUGUCAGAGAUGUAAUAUUAUAAAUUUUUUCACCUUUGAUUACGAAAUUAAUAAUUUUUACAAAAAACCACAAUUGGUUAAAAAAGCCCCCGUUUUUUGAACCUUUAAAAAAUGAAAAAUUAAUACAACCUGUUUUCGAUUCGAAACCCCCCAAAAAACAAACCCUUUUCGGUAACAAAAACCUAAAGGCCAAAUAAUUCCCCCCCCCCCCCCCCCCUCUACCCUAACUUCUAAUUCUAUUGGCCAUUUUUAUCAUUAUGUCAGAGAUGUAAUAUUAUAAUAUUAAUAUUUCUUUAAAAAUAUUUUAUUUUCAAAAUGUUUUUAGUCUGGGAGGUGGAACCUUUCUUGGCCUGUGCUGUUUGCUGACUGGAUGUGAGUCAUUUGAAGAAGCUCUUUCCAUGGCGGAGGAGGGUGACAGCACAAAGGUUGAUAAACAAGUGCGGGAUAUUUAUGGAGGCGAUUACAACAAGUUUGGCUUACCAGGAGAUUUGGUGGCAAGCAGGUUAAUUGACAGCUUCCUUAUAAAAUGAAUGGCCUGGGGCGAGUGCUCUCAGCCACACAAAAUAAAAAAUAGCAUGUGGGUCAGACUCACUAGAAUUGUGGAUGGUCAGAAAAUGUUAAGGUUCCUGAUCUUCAAGGAUUUUAGUCACAAACUGUAUGAAAACAAAGCUUUAUAGGCUCUGUCUCAAAUGACCCACAUGUGCUUGUACAUGUGUACUUAUAUCAAUCUUGCCCAACCUUUCAAUUUUUUUUUAUAACUGGAAAAUUAAAGCUGUUUGAUCAGUCAGCAAUGUAUUUGGGACAAGGUAGAUGUCAGCUUUAACCAUAUUAAUGUUAUAACACAAUGUAUUAAUUUUACAGUCAGACCACAUUAAUAUGGACCGCAAAGGGACAGAAAUAGAAGUCUGCAUUUUUUAAACAGAGGUGUCUACAAUUUAUUAUAGACUGUGUAAGGGAGUGUCCCCUGCAUUGAUGUUUGGCAUAUUAAAGACCAAACAACUGUUUGAUAAUAGAGAGGUGUCUGUAUAAAGAUAGGCAAAGAUAAGUUCCCCCUUUAUAAUGUACAUACUUGCAGUGUUUUAGGUUAACACAAAAGUUAAAAGUUUCAUGACUGAUUUAUCAAAACGAAUGAUUUUGGACAGUCUUUACCUUCUCAUUUCCACAAUUUGAGAAAUAAUAAUAAUAAUAAUAAUAAUAAUAAUAAUAUAUAUUUUUUUAAAUUUAAUAAUAAAAUAACUUUAUUCAUAGAUUCAAAAAAAUAGACUAUUUACAGAUUCAAGAAUAUGAAUAUUAAAAUAUAUACCCUAUGUACAUUCUUCUUGUGUAGGAAAUAGAAUUGUCGUAAAAUGACUAUCUAAAAACUACUAAUAACAAUUAUAAAAAGCAUCAAAAAGUUAAUAAAAAAAUAAAACUAUCUAAAAAUAAUUCAAACUGAUAAAAAGUUACUACUUAAAUUCUGGCUUGCGCACUUUUGCGCACUUGUAAUUAAUGACAAUAAUAGUCAUAAUAAUAGUUUAAUGGUAAUUCCACAAAGUAGUUCUUAUAAUUAUCACCAUGUACCUAUGCUAAAAAGUAAGCAUAAAGGUGAAAUUACCAACUUAACAUUGGCUAUUUGCCAUAUUGAUGUAAUGAGCCUGUUGUUCUGUUUUAGCCAGCCAUAGAUUUGGAUCACAUUUUUAUUUUCUUGGCUCAAAAGUACAGACAUUUGGCCUUUUCACAAAUAAUCUUUCCUCCUUGUCAACUACCUCAGUUAAUAUGUUUUUUUUUUUCUACAUUUAGCUUUGGAAAGAUGAAUUGUGAGGAGAAUCGAUCACUGGUUAGUAACAAAGAUUUAGCAAGAGCCAUGUUAGUUACCAUAACAAACAAUAUUGGUUCAAUAGCAAGGAUGUGUGCUGUAAACCAAGUGAGUACUGUGAUUUUAAAUUGUACGAGUCACUGAUCCCUGCAGGGCUGUCGUACUGGCUCCAGUUAUUCAAAAGGUGGAUAGCGCUAUCCACUGGAUAAAUUUCUAUCCACUGGAUAGCGCAAUUGGAUUUCCUAACACUUAUCUGCUGGAUAGCGAUUUAUCCUGUGGGUAGCGCUAUCCAACGUUGAACAACCGGGGCUAGGACUUUUGUCAGGUCCUGCUGCUUGUAGGCUUAUGACAACUAGUCACGUUCAUCAUAACGCAUCCUAAUCUUGGUGGUCCUGUGGCACAAAGCCACAAAUGUUUGAGGUAUCAGGGGCAACUGCUGAUUAGCCGCCCCUACUGAUUGAAACUGGACUCCUUUUGACUUGAUUAUAGUUUCUGUAAGUGACCAAAGCGGAUCCAUAAUCAAUGAUUACCUCUAGUAAUAACUAAAGGUUAGGAAGUGCGUGCUAGAUCGCUCUUGCUCCAACACUGUGCUCUGCUUAAGGCCCUGUUUAUAUGAAGUGAACAAGCCUGGAUAGCCAGCCUAGCUCGGUUCAUGCCUUGUUUCUGCAUAAAAUUGUCAUUUUGGUUUAUAUGAGAAUGCGGGCUGUCCCGCUUGCCGAGAUCCGGGUUGUUCGAGCUGAGAUCUUGGCAAGUGUGCCAGCCCGCACCUUCUCAUAUAAAGUCUUAUAGAGUCAAAUAAAUGGAGUAGGGAAAGGCAGGGAGCAACUCUAGGUGUGCAUUUUACUAAGGUGUCCAUCUUUAUAUAGAGUUGUCCAUUAAGAGAGAGUGGACAUUAAAUCCCGGGGGACUACUCAACAAAGUUUUAUACUGUGUAUGAGGAGGCUUUGCCCUGGUGUCCAACCCCUUACCCUUUUUUAUUAUAUAAACACCAAUGAAAUACCAGGUGAGCUUUUAUGCGAAAACUUGAUAUCUUCACAUGUGAAAAUAACAUGUUAUCUUCCCAUGUGAAACUAUCACCGUUGCUAUGGCUACAUGGUAAAUUGUGCCUUUCACACCAAAAACUAUUCAACUGAAAUGGUUUGGUAUUUCAUUGGCGUUUAUAAAUUAUAAUAAAUAGAACAUUACAUGGCCGCACGGAGAUACAAAAUUUCUCUUCGAAUGUUGAAAAAAUAUUUCACUUGUUCACUUCGCUCACUCGUGAAAUAUUUUUCAACAUUCGAAGAGAAAUUUCGUAUCUCUGCACGGCCAUGUAAUAUCCUCUAUAUAUACCAUUUUAAAUAGAAAUGAUACCCCUUCGUAUUCUUUACAUUGACAAAUGGCACCCCUGUAACAUACCUACGUAAUAAUAAUAAAUCGCUGAAACAGAAAGUCACCUUGCCAUUUUCGCGUAACAUUUAAUAAAUUAAAAUGGUAAGCCAUAAGGCUUGUCUUUUUGAAACAUUUCAAUUAAUGUCUUUUAAACUACUUAUUUGAUAGAUUUUCCCGAUCAUUAUACGUUUCAGCAAGAGAGAAUGAGCUAUCUCUUGGUUUCAGGGAAACUGUCCACCUACCCCUCCCCUAAGCCAACAUUUUGCUCUAAGUGAGAAGUAAGUGUUAAUGUUGGCUUAGGGCAGGGGUAGGUGGGCAGAAUUCCCUACCCUUGAAUAUACAUUAAGCCUGAAAAAGGUACCCCUUUGGGCGGAGCCUCCCUGUAUAGGCUGUUAUAGGGAGUACCCCCCUCCCCCACCGGUAGUGAAUGAGAUGUUAAAAUCGCAAUCCUCGGCAGUCUGUUUAAACCAUUAGCGUACAAUAAAUUAAUAAUAGUUUUUAUCCACCCUUCCUAAUGUUACAACUAGUUUCAUAGAUUUUCUCUUAUCAUUUGUUUUAAUUUGCAGAAAAUUGGUCGUGUGGUGUUUGUGGGCAACUUCCUCCGUAAGAACACCAUAGCUAUGAAGUUGCUCUCAUAUGCAAUGGAUUAUUGGUCUAAAGGAACCUUAAAAGCUCUGUUUUUAAAACAUGAGGUAUUAAGAAAUAAUAAAUGUGUCUCUAAGAGAGAGAAAUGCCAAAGGAAUACUGUUAGGCUGCCAUAAUAAUUCCCUUUUUUGUUUUUCAUAUUAAGGAGCUUAAGCAACGACGACUGCGACGGCAACGAGAAUGGCAACAUUGUUGCACGAGCAUCACGCUUUUUUGUACAUUACUUUACUGUUGCACGAAUAGGACGUGAAGAUUCUUAAUUUCACGUUUUAUGGACAUCGACGCAAGACAAAAGUUUUUCUUCCCGUGCAAAAGGACGCAACAUUGUUGGAUGGUACAUGUUACGUCCGUUUGCACACGCUGUUGCGUGUUGUUUGGGGGUUGCUGCGCAAGUUUGAAACUGGUCAAACUUUUGAGCAAAUAACUCGCAACAUUUCUUUUGUUCCUUGAUCACCGACACGCAUGCAUGCACGUGCAUCACACUUUUUGGUACAUUUCCAUUCUGUCACCUCACGACUAUGACGUGAAAAUGCCUAAUUUCACGGUUUAUGGAGAAAGUAAACAAGGGACGACGAAUUUUUCUUUCUGGCUCUUUCUCAACUUAAGUGCGGUCCCCACGAAAUAAACUCUAAGGUAAAUUCGUCUACAUUUGACAUUCUCAGCGAAUUGAAUAAACGCGACAAAGUUUGAAAAUAUACGAAUUCACUUGCCGUCGUCAUCGUCGAUGCUGAAGUUCCCUUUUUUGCACCCCCUCACGUAGAAUGCGAGCAGUCUCUCUUUCGCUCGAAAAUCUGUAAGCCAAAUUAUUUGAGCAGCGAAGUCGCGCGAGUUGCGAGGGCGCGAAUUCGCAACUCACGCGAAAGACAGAAAAACAGCUAGUCUUACCAUCUUGCAAGGUCUUGUGUUUACAAUUUUGCAUGCCGUUAAUUUUAGGUUAAUUCCAUUAUUAUUUGGAAGUGUGAGGUUUGUCAAUAGUUAUCAUUUUCUUUUUUAUGACAGGGUUAUUUUGGUGCAUGUGGAGCCUUGCUGGAACUGAUGACAAGAAUGGAGGCGCAUGAAGAUGAUAGAGAAGCUAGCUAG
Porites evermanni is the source of this 7915-nucleotide messenger RNA. NCBI's taxonomy places the organism in Eukaryota, Metazoa, Cnidaria, Anthozoa, Scleractinia, Poritidae. The record is from the annotation of a GenBank genome assembly.